AGAGGAAAGGGGGGAUGGGAAGCGAGACAGGAGGGGGAGGGGCCUCGGCGAGCCCAGAAAAACGACAACGCGAGAAAAAUUAGUAUUUUUGCACUUCACAAAUUAAUGACCAUGAGCUCGUUUUUGAUAAACUCCAACUACAUCGAGCCCAAGUUCCCUCCCUUCGAGGAGUACGCGCAGCACAGCGGCCCGGGCGGCGGAGACGGCGGCCCGGGCGGGGGCCCCGGCUACCAGCAGCCCCCAGCGCCCGCGGCCCAGCACCUGCCAUCGCAGCAGCCCCAGCUCCCCCACGCGGGCGGCAGCCGCGAGCCCCCCGCCUCCUACUACGCGCCGCGGGCUGCCCGCGAGCCCUCCUACCCCGCGGCCGCGCUCUACCCCGCGCACGGGGCCGCCGACGCCGCCUACCCCUAUGGCUACCGCGGCGGCGCCAGCCCGGGGCAGCCGCCGCAGCCCGAGCAGCCCCCGGCGCACGCCAAGGGUCCCGCGCACGGCCUGCACUCGAGCCAUGUUCUGCCGGCCGGGCGGCAGCCCCCGCCGCCGCCGCCGCCUCCCCCGCAGCAUCGCGCGGCGCCCCCCGCGCCCCCGCGGCGCUGCGAGGCGGCUCCGGCCACCCCGGGCGUCCCGGCAAGGGGCAGCGCCCCCGCGUGCCCGCUGCUCCUGGCCGACAAGAGCCCGCCUGGCCUGAAGGGCAAGGAGCCCGUGGUGUACCCCUGGAUGAAGAAGAUCCAUGUCAGCGCCGUCAACCCCAGUUAUAACGGAGGGGAGCCCAAGCGCUCUCGAACCGCCUACACCCGACAGCAGGUCUUGGAGCUGGAGAAGGAGUUCCAUUUUAACCGCUACCUGACCCGGCGGCGCCGCAUCGAGAUCGCCCACACGCUCUGCUUGUCGGAGCGCCAGGUCAAGAUCUGGUUUCAGAACCGGAGGAUGAAGUGGAAGAAAGAUCACAAACUGCCCAACACUAAGAUGCGAUCCUCCAACUCGGCCUCGGCCUCAGCAGGCCCGCCAGGGAAAGCACAAACUCAGAGCCCGCACCCGCAUCCCCACUCCCACCAGGGCGCCUCCACACCCAUUCCCUCCUCCAUAUAAUCUUCUGGAGAUCUGGAUCAGUUUCUUUCCCCCACCUGCUUUUCUCUCUUCUCCCCCUUUCCCCAUCCACCCCUCCCCAUCUGGACCAUAACAGACCCCAAAACAAAACCCAACUUGGUGAAAAGGAUAAUAGAAAAGAAGACAUUAUCCUGGUAAGAGUUUACUGGUUGCCAUCCAAGAGAGGACAAUAGCCAGGAUGCUGGCUGGUGGAACAACCUGCUGGCCUGAACAAGGCUGCCAGGAUUGGGUACCUGAGAAGGACCACUUGGCAUCAGAUACUUUUGAGAUGGCUAAAGUCAGCUAGACAGCCCAAGCUGACUGGGGACAUGUACAUGUAUAUUUGUUGCAAGCAGAAGAAAACAGACCUCUUUCCCUCAUUCCUUACCUCCCCCUCCCUCGUUAAGGCAGCUCAUACAAGCUUGCAUUGAACUGAAUAAAUGAGUAGACAUUGUGGACCUCACAAGAUUAUUUAAUUCUGAAAAUGUAUAGACUUUGAUGGUAAAUGUGACAUAUGUUAGUUUCCCUUCUUUGCAUUUAUUUAAAAUAUUGUAGAGAUAUUGUUGUCUUAUUCUGAGGCACAAUCUCCGGGGAGAGGGGAGUGCGUUUAGACCCAUGUGCAACUGUACAAAUUGUGUUGUGGCUAUAUAGAAAGCCAUGUGCUAAGAAUAAACUGUUUUAAAGUUCUAAGACA
Equus caballus (horse) is the source of this 1777-nucleotide messenger RNA. RefSeq names its product homeobox A4 (gene HOXA4). Gene Ontology annotation, cellular component: nucleoplasm; nucleus. Gene Ontology annotation, biological process: anterior/posterior pattern specification; embryonic skeletal system morphogenesis; positive regulation of transcription by RNA polymerase II. Lineage: Eukaryota; Metazoa; Chordata; Mammalia; Perissodactyla; Equidae. Gene Ontology annotation, molecular function: RNA polymerase II cis-regulatory region sequence-specific DNA binding; DNA-binding transcription factor activity, RNA polymerase II-specific. The record is from RefSeq and is a predicted model, not a curated record.